Molecule: messenger RNA, 3613 nt
Organism: Xenopus laevis (African clawed frog)
Lineage: Eukaryota; Metazoa; Chordata; Amphibia; Anura; Pipidae
Product: E-selectin
Exons: 21
Coding region: 39-3380 (1113 amino acids)
Source: RefSeq, a predicted model, not a curated record
CUACAGUCAGCAUAUUUGAAGACCACAGUGGUUGCCGAAUGAAACGGUUUCUCUGGUUUGCUGCUGUUACAUGUGGACUUUUUACCGGUACCAAGGUAUCUGCAUGGUCAUAUCAUUAUAAUACUCAGUUAACAACAUGGGAUGCAGCUCGUACCUGGUGCCAAACCCAUUUUAUUGAUAUGGUUGCCAUCCAGAACAAAGUAGAAAAUGACUAUUUGAAUGAAAUAAUUCCUUUUAAUCAAGCAUACUACUGGAUAGGGAUUCGAAAAAUAAAUGGUAUCUGGACUAGAGUAAUGACCAACAAAGCCAUCACAAAAGAGGAAAAUUGGGCAACAGGAGAACCAAAUAGUGUUGGAAAAUUUCCAGAAGACUGUGUGGAGAUCUACAUAAAGAGGGAUAAAGACAGUGGAAAAUGGAAUAAUGAACAGUGUGGCACAAAGAAGAAAAUAGCACUGUGUUACCAAGCCAGCUGCAACACUACAUCCUGCAGUCAGCAUGGAGACUGUGAAGAGGCUAUAGGCAACUAUAACUGUACCUGCCACGCAGGAUUCUUUGGACCAGAUUGUGAACAUGCCAUCACAUGUGAGCCACUCCAGAGUCCUUCCCGUGGAUGGAUGAACUGUACCCAUGAGUUUGGAGUCUCCAGAUACAAUUCCUCCUGCAAUUUCACUUGCAAAGAUGGUUUUCUGCUGAAUGGUUCAAGGUCCAUGUUCUGCAACUCUUCCGGUGACUGGACACAGGCAGUACCUACUUGCACAGCCAUCACAUGUGAGCCACUCCAGAGUCCUUCCCAUGGCUGGAUGAACUGUACCCAUGAGUUUGGAGUCUUCAGAUACAAUUCCUCCUGCAUCUUCUUUUGCACAGAUGGUUUUCGGCUUAAUGGUUCAAAGACCAUGUUCUGCAACUCGUCCAGUGACUGGACACAGGCAGUACCUACUUGCACAGCCAUCACAUGUGAGCCACUACAGAGUCCUUCCCAUGGCUGGAUGAACUGUGCCCAUGAGUUUGGAGACUUCAGAUAUAAUUCCUCCUGCAACUUCUCUUGCACAGAUGGUUUUCGGCUGAAUGGUACAAAGUCCAUGUUCUGCAACUCUUCCGGUGACUGGACACAGGCAGUACCUACUUGCACAGCUAUCACAUGUGAUCCACUCCAGAGUCCUUCCCAUGGCUGGACGAACUGUACCCAUGAGUUUGGAGUCUUCAGAUAUAAUUCCUCCUGCAACUUCUCUUGCACAGAUGGUUUUCAGUUAAAUGGUUCAAGGUCCAUGUUCUGCAACUCUUCUGGUGAUUGGACACAGGCAGUACCUACCUGCACAGCCAUCACAUGUGAGCCACUCCAGAGUCCUUCCCAUGGCUGGAUGAACUGUGCCCAUGAGUUUGGAGACUUCAGAUAUAAUUCCUCCUGCAACUUCUCUUGCACAGAUGGUUUUCGGCUGAAUGGUUCAAAGUCCAUGUUCUGCAACUCUUCCGGAGAUUGGACACAGGCAGUACCUACUUGCACAGCCAUCACAUGUGAGCCACUCCAGAGUCCUUCCCAUGGCUGGAUGAACUGUGCCCAUGACUUUGGAGUCUUCAGAUAUAAUUCCUCCUGCAGCUUCUCUUGCACAGAUGGUUUUCUGCUGAAUGGUUCAAAGUCCAUGUUCUGCAACUCUUCCGGUGCCUGGACACAGGCAGUACCUACUUGCACAGCCAUCACAUGUGAGCCACUCCAGAGUCCUUCCCAUGGCUGGAGGAACUGUACCCAUGAAUUUGGAGACUUCAGAUACAAUUCCUCCUGUGACUUCUCUUGCACAGAUGGUUUUCUGCUGAAUGGUUCAAGGUCCAUGUUCUGCAACUCUUCCGGUGAUUGGACACAGGCAGUACCUACUUGCACAGCCAUCACAUGUGAGUCACUCCAGAGUCCUUCCCGUGGCUGGAUGAACUGUACCCAUGAAUUUGGAGACUUCAGAUACAAUUCCACCUGCGACUUCUCUUGCACAGAUGGUUUUCUGCUGAAUGGUUCAAGGUCCAUGUUCUGCAACUCUUCCGGUGAUUGGACAGAGGCAGUACCUACUUGCACAGCCAUCACAUGUGAUCCAAUCCAGAGUCCUUCCCAUGGCUGGAUGAACUGUGCCCAUGAGUUUGGGGUCUUCAGAUACAAUUCCUCCUGCAGCUUCUCUUGCACAGAUGGUUUUCUGCUGAAUGGUACAAAGUCCAUGUUCUGCAACUCUUCCGGUGACUGGACACAGGCAGUACCUACUUGCACAGCCAUCACAUGUGAACCACUCCAGAGUCCUUCCCAUGGGUGGAGGAACUGUACCCAUGAGUUUGGAGUCUUCAGAUAUAAUUCCACCUGCGACUUCUCUUGCAAAGAUGGUUUUCUGCUGAAUGGUUCAAGGUCCAUGUUCUGCAACUCUUCCAGUGAUUGGACACAGGAAGUACCUACUUGCACAGCCAUCACAUGUGAGUCACUCCAGAGUCCUUCCCAUGGCUGGAGGAACUGUACCCAUGAAUUUGGAGACUUCAGAUACAAUUCCACCUGCGACUUCUCUUGCACAGAUGGUUUUCUGCUGAAUGGUUCAAGGUCCAUGUUCUGCAACUCUUCCGGUGACUGGACACAGGCAGUACCUACUUGCACAGCCAUCACAUGUGAGCCAAUCCAGAGUCCUUCCCAUGGCUGGAUGAACUGUGCCCAUGAGUUUGGGGUCUUCAGAUACAAUUCCUCCUGCAGCUUCUCUUGCACAGAUGGUUUUCUGCUGAAUGGUACAAAGUCCAUAUUCUGCAACUCUUCCGGUGACUGGACACAGGCAGUACCUACUUGCACAGCCAUCACAUGUGAACCACUCCAGAGUCCUUCCCAUGGCUGGAGGAACUGUACCCAUGAGUUUGGAGUCUUCAGAUAUAAUUCCACCUGCGACUUCUCUUGCAAAGAUGGUUUUCUGCUGAAUGGUUCAAGGUCCAUGUUCUGCAACUCUUCCAGUGAUUGGACACAGGCAGUACCUACUUGCACAGUUGUCGUCUGCAAUGGCCUUUCAAGCUCAUCACCAAGGGCCAUGAAUUGUUUUCACCCAAAUGGAAAUUUCAGUUAUGGAUCAGAGUGCAACUUUGACUGUGCAGAUGGUUUCGCGUUAAAUGGAACAACAAAAUUAAGCUGCCUUUCAUCUGGGUAUUGGUCUGAUAGUCUACCCAACUGUGAAGGUCAAAGUUUUUCCUUUGGGAGGCAAAUUCUUUUAUACACUGCUAGUUCAGCUCUUGCUGCAGGUGGUGUUGCCCUUGGAAGUGGCCUGAUCAUAUUUAUAGUAAAACGAUUACGUAAGAAAUCAGAAGACAACUCCAUCCUCCUCCCAUAUCCAAAAAAUCCUGUAAAUACAUUUGAAAAUCCAGCAUUUGAGAACUCGUAAGAUUACUGAAGAAAUCAUGAGAAAGAAUAAAACAAAGAAAAUGAAUUAUGUAGCUAAACAGCUGCAGUUGUGUUUUUUACAUCCAUCAUAACCUGCAUGUGUCUGCAAUGGGCUUUAAAGAGGCAGAAAACACUGUGUAACCCACAAACCCCAUACAGCUGCCUUUAUAUCCAUGAAAUGUAAAUCAGUAGCUGGGGCAUGGACAAAUAAAUAAAAGUGACCUGCUUUGACCA